AUGGAGCUUUUAGCCGAUCUCCGUGAAAGGUACGACAGAAUCGCCCUCAGCACCAUGGAUCCGGUUAGCUCGGCCAUCUUCUUCCACCGAGAAAUAUCCUUAUUCUUUGACAAGUACGUGAACACGGGCCAGGAAUCGAUCUUUGGAAAGAUUAGCCACUACUACGCCACGGUGGAAACGAACGAGCGAGGCAGCCUCCACUUACAUGGACUCCUCUGGCUGGACGGCAACAUGCGGUUACCGAACCUGGUAGACGAUAUGGCCAAUCCUGCGGAAGAAGGAUACCGUGCCCAAGUGACCCGGUACGUAGACUCUGUCUUUCACGAGUGUUUAGAUGAAGAUGCUGGAAAAACCCUGCGACAACAGAGGAAGCCCAUCCAUCCCGUGGAGGAGGUCAUGACCAGCACCUCGGCUCUCACUGCGGCCUUCGAAGACGAAUCCAACUUCAUCGCGUACUGUUGCCAAGUGCACUCCCACACGUACACCUGCCUCAAGUAUUCUCUGAAGGGGAUCGUUGAACAGGGUGCAGAUCCACAGAGACGGACGGCCUGCCGCUUCAAAGCACCGUGGAAGAUCGUCGACGAGACAGGGUUCACAGAGGACGGCUUGCUUCAGAUCCGGCGCAACCAUCCACUCGUCAAUCGGUAUAACAAGUCAUUGGCGGUCGGCCUUCGUCAUAACCAUGACGUCUCGAUGAUCUUGACCAAAACCAAGGGCCUGGCCAUGGUGUACUACAUCACGAACUACGCCACCAAACUGGAUACGCCGAUGUGGAAACGCAUUGCUCUUGCCGCCGAGGUUGCCCGCCAACUUCGCGAAGCCGGUCGUCCGACGUCUCGCGCACCAGAUCCCACCCUGCCCGACGACAGGCAGCAGGCAGUAUUGAAUGAAAGCCGUCAAUUCCUGAUGAGAACGGCAAAUCGGAUCUUCUCCGAGCGACAACUCUCGGCCGUAGAGGUCUGUUACCAUCUCCUUGGAUAUGACACCGACUUUACCAACGUGCCGCAUUGGUCUUUCCUGAACCUGACGGCGCUCUAUUGGGCAAUCUUUCGGCUAUGGGCACAUCUCCGCCAUCAGGCCGGCGAGCUGACGGACGCUGAACAGCCCCCGGAGACAAUCCGUCUGAGGCAAGGAGGGCGAACCCUUUUAUACCUGGACGCGUACGCGUACCGGGGCCAUGUUCUACGAGACCUAUGCCUGAUUCCGACUGUGACGGCUGGAUGCAAAAGCUUCGACGGCCAGACCAGUACGCCGUCCCGAUCUUCCAAGGAUACAUCAGCGACGACCAUGAGGACGAUCACCCAGUGUAUAUUAAGCGAAAUUCGGUCCUACAUUUGGCGUUAUUCGUCCCUUGGGAAAACUUCGUUUCUGAAAGCCAAGGCGAUAUAA
This is a messenger RNA of Hirsutella rhossiliensis, 1389 nucleotides long. RefSeq names its product ATP-dependent DNA helicase PIF1. The coding region runs from base 1 to 1389 and encodes 462 amino acids. The record is from RefSeq and is a predicted model, not a curated record. The transcript has 3 exons. Lineage: Eukaryota; Fungi; Ascomycota; Sordariomycetes; Hypocreales; Ophiocordycipitaceae.